This is a messenger RNA of Purpureocillium lilacinum, 801 nucleotides long. RefSeq lists its product as uncharacterized. The record is from RefSeq and is a predicted model, not a curated record. NCBI's taxonomy places the organism in Eukaryota, Fungi, Ascomycota, Sordariomycetes, Hypocreales, Ophiocordycipitaceae.
AUGGCUUCCUCGGAACACUGCCUCAUGUGCUUCGAGGCGCUCGACGCCCACCUGACUGACCGCAAGCCCCUCUCCCUCGACCGCCUGCAAGCGUCGUGGGCCAGCUACGUGAGCUCCGGCGCCAGCUCGUCGACGACACCAGCAGCAGCAGCACCGCUCAAGGACCCCAACCUCCGUCGCGUCGCCGCCGACACCGACUCCUUCUCGACGUCGUCGUCUUCCUCCUCCAACUCCUUGGCCUCCGCGUCCACGCCGGCCACGUCGACGUCGUCCCUCCCCCUCGGCGGCGCGCCGGCGUCCACGCCGUUGUUCGUCACUUGGAACACGGUCGAGGACGACGGCGACACCUCUCUGCGCGGCUGCAUCGGCACCUUUGAGGCCCAGCCGCUGGCCGUCGGCAUCCCCGAGUACGCCGUCAUCUCCGCCGUCCACGACUCGCGCUUCCCGCCCGUCACCCGCGCCGAGCUGCCCGAGCUGCAGGCCGCCGUGACGCUUCUCACCGACUUCGAGGAGGUCGACGACCCCUAUGACUGGGAGAUUGGCACGCACGGGAUCCGCCUCUCGUUCUACGACCGAGGCCGCCGCUACGGCGCGACGUACCUGCCCGACGUGGCAGCCGAGCAGGGCUGGACCCAAGACGAGACGCUCUUCAGCCUCAUCCGCAAGGCCGGCUGGAUGGGCAGCCGCAACAAGUGGAAGGACCUGGACCUCAAGGUGACGCGCUACCAGGGCAAAAAGCACAGCAUGAACCACGCCGAGUACAAGAAGUGGAAGGCCUGGGCUGCUUCCAACAAGCAGUGA